Messenger RNA from Lynx canadensis (Canada lynx), 4179 nucleotides. RefSeq names its product ADP-ribosylhydrolase like 1 (gene ADPRHL1). Gene Ontology annotation, molecular function: magnesium ion binding; ADP-ribosylarginine-[protein] hydrolase activity. The record is from RefSeq and is a predicted model, not a curated record. Bases 48 to 1112 code for a protein of 354 amino acids. NCBI's taxonomy places the organism in Eukaryota, Metazoa, Chordata, Mammalia, Carnivora, Felidae. Gene Ontology annotation, biological process: protein de-ADP-ribosylation. The transcript is spliced from 7 exons.
CACGGAGGGCGGCUCCGCGGGGCCCAGGGGCUGGGCGCUACCCCGAGAUGGAGAAGUUCAAGGCUGCCAUGCUGCUGGGGGCGGUGGGGGACGCUCUCGGGCACAGAAACGCUCGCAAGGACAGCAGCGCUUCCGGAAGGAAGGUCCAGGAGGAGCCGCGGGCGAGCGGGGGCCAGGACCAGCUGGUGCCGUCCCGGGAGAGGUGGCCGGUGAGUGACAACACCAUCAUGCACCUGACGACGGCCGCGGCCCUGACCACAGACUACUGGUGCCUGGAUGACCUUUACCGAGAGAUGGUGAGGCGCUACGUGGAAGUCCUUGAGAAGCUUCCAGAACAUUGGGCUGACCCAGCUACCCUGGAAGGCUGCUCACAGCUGAAGCCGGAUAACUAUCUCCUCGCCUGGCACACGCCUUUCAACGAGAAGGGCUCAGGGUUUGGAGCUGCCACCAAAGCCAUGUGCAUCGGCAUGCGGUACUGGAAGCCGGAGCGCCUGGAGACCCUUGUGGAAGUGAGCAUCGAGUGUGGCAGGAUGACGCACAACCACCCCACAGGCUUCCUCGGGUCCCUGUGCACGGCUCUGUUUGCAUCUUACGCCGCGCAAGGAAAGCCACUGGAGCAGUGGGGCAGAGACAUGAUGCAGACGGUACCGCUGGCAGAGGAGUAUUGUAAGAAGACCAUCCGGCACCUGGCAGAAUACCAGGAGCACUGGUUUUACUUUGAGGCAAAAUGGCAGUUUUACUUGGAGGAGAGAAAAAUCGGCGAAGAUACGGGAAGUAAAGCCACCUUCCCUGACCGCUACGACGCGGAGGAGAGAGAAAAGGCUUACCGGAAAUGGAGCUCUGAAGGCCGAGGGGGCCGGCGGGGCCAUGAUGCCCCCAUGAUUGCCUACGACGCUCUCUUAGGAGCUGGGGACAACUGGACAGAGCUCUGCCAGCGGGCCAUGUGUCAUGGAGGCGAGAGCGGGGCCACAGGGACUAUCGCGGGCUGCCUGUUCGGGCUGCUGCACGGCCUGGACGCGGUUCCCACGGGCCUGUACCAGGACCUGGAGCACAAGGAGGAGCUGGCACGCCUGGGCGAAGCCCUUUACCGCCUGUCCACUCAGGAGAAGUAAAGCUCUCCCACCACGUCCCUUCAGGGAGCCGCGUCCAGCUCUGGGCGCCCUGGGGUCCACGUGCUGGCCACGGCCCUCCUGAGCGUGCGACACGCCUGAUCAGCCAUAAUCACACUCUUAACUCUUUCCUCCUGAUUUCAGAGCCCUAACUGCCGAAUGAAAUGCCCUGUUUGUCCUUCGAGAUUGUUUGUCCUUCCCUAACCCAGACCCAGAGCCUCUUGCGGGAUCUGCUACCCACAAGCCUCCACACACAGUGGCACAAACAGUCUCCGGGACAAUCAGCGUGCUUCACUCUGUGCAAAACUAACGCUGCUCGCUCACUCACGCCCACACAACUAACCACGACAGCUGUGCUCGGACGCGUGACCCGGCCACCGCCUCGAGGGCAGGGCCGCCGGCACCGGGUCUUGUGAAGCAGCGAGAGAGAGCACGGCACUUCGCCGCACGGCCAACGGUUUUUAAUCACACUAGAUCUUUAAAACCAAACCCUUCUGCAACAAGUGACAGAAAACCAGGAAAUAAAGGGCUCUUGUGUGACACCCGCAUCUUCUGUGUGGUCUGAGCCAAGUCCCGGGGGCAGGGGAGCCCCCCAGACUUGCUGCUGAGGGCUCGGGGCCGUCUCUGUCUGUGAGUCUUGGAUAAGAGAGCACGCUCUGGUUAAAAAUAACCUUGGACACGGUCCUUUCCAAGGAGCAUCUGGUGUGAAUAAAAGAGCAGUUGGUAUUUUGUGUUUAACAUGGCGCUUUGGCGGCUAGGCUGGGGCCGGCCCCGCGGCGGCAGCGCUGUUUCCACGGAAGGCCGCCUCUGAGCAGGCCGGUGGCCCCCGGAGCCCCCGGGCUCACUCCCUCGCUUCUCAGGUCUGCACGAAGGCCUCCAGUGGGCGGCUCACAAGGAGGCCUUCCUGAAUAACAACUAACCUUUGCUGCUGCUGGUGCUUUUCGGCGGGAAGAGCCAGACACAGGGUGGCCCCGGCUGGGGGGUGGGGACGUGGACCAGCCCACUCCCGCAGGAGCCCAGGCCCCGCAGAAGUAGGUGGGUGCUGUCCCAGGCCAGGGCCACGGCCGGGCCCCAAGAGGGCUCCUUGGUCUCCGUUAGGAGGAAUCCAUCCUGGAGAAUCAGGAAAUGGGUCUGCUUACUGGUGGAUUAUAAAACAUAAACAGUCACAGGAAGCACUGGACUGUCUCCACCUCACUGUCCUGCUGUAGAGAAACACAAGCACUGACAGAAACAGAACCGUGACAAGUGACGAGGUGAACGCAUCUGUGAUUUCGUGUUUAUUGUAAAGGAAACACGCACACGGCCUUAGAGACUUGUCGCCACGUGUGCUGGUGGGUGCAGAGCAAGAGGACCUGGUGCCCAGCCAGGGUCGUGCCCCCCGGGCCCCUCGAGCGCCCCUGGAAGGGGGGUCUGCACGGUGCGCUCAGCGCUGUACACGCACACGCCCUUCCCAGCUGCUGGCGAUAUUCUACCUGCUCGUGAGCCCUAACACAUGUGACUCAGUGGUUCCCACUUCUGAAGUGACUGCUCCCGAUUCGGCACAUCCGCUGCAGGUGUGGGUCCUCGUGUAGAUGGCAUCCUGGCUGGAGCGGCACCUGGAGACCUGGGGUCAGAGGCCACGGGCUUGAGACAGCAGCCCCCAUCACUAGGGAAGGGUUUGCGCUCUGGCAGCCCCCGUGCCCACUGAGACAGGCACCCAUGGGGGACGGGGACAGGCAUCCACAGGGACAGGUGCCUGAGGGGACAGGUGCCCACGAGACAGGGACAGGCAUCCACGGGAACAGACACCCAAGGGGACAGAGGCCAUGGGGACAGGCACCCACAGGGAUAGGCACCCAUGGGGGGCAGGGACAGGCAUCCACAUGGACAGGUGCCUGAGGGGACAGGUGUCCAUGGGGGCAGGGACAGGCAUCCACGGGGACAGGCACCUGUGGGAACAGGCACCCAAGGGGACAGAGGCCAUGGGGACAGACACCCACAGGGAUAGGCACCCACAGGGAUAGGCACCCAUGGGCGCGGGGACAGGCAUCUCCAUAAGGACAGACGCCCAUGGAGACAGGCACCCGUGGGGACAGGUGCCCACAGGGACAGGCACCCAAGGGGACAGAGGCCAUGGAGACAGGCACCCAAAGCUCCAGUGGUAGAGCAGGUCCUCUGUUCUGCUCACAAGUUUCCAGACUUCAGGCUCAUUUGAUUAAUUCCUGUCCCCAGGCUCUUUGGUGAAGAAGUUUUGUGUUUAGAUCUUGAAUCGUUGUUCCCCAUGUUUCCGUAUCUGGAAGGCAGGUGGCAGUGUGUCUGGCAGACACUGGAGCCCCUCUGACAGCUGGGGAAAUGAGAUCAGAAGGGUCCACUCGGAGGGGCCAAAGGGCCACCCACGGGUGCACACGGGCCUCAGCCCCACCACUGGGGGGGGUCCCCCAGGUCAGAGAGGCAGUGCCUGGUGCUAUCCCGGCCCAUUGUGCAAGGGCGGUCAGAGCCCCUUGUGAAUGGAGAAUUCGAACCCAGCCUGCCUGACGGCCCAGCUCCUGCUUGUGAGCCGCCCACCAGCCUCCCCAGUUCAGCCAGACUUGCCCCCAGCCCUGGGCCCACAGGCACCUGGACCAGACAGCACAGGAAACAGGUGUCCACAGAGGGAACUGGAAAUACCCCUUAUUUCCGAGGAGGUCAUGGGGACACAGACACCAGGGAGACCUCCAGGCCUGUGGGCGCUGGUGCCUUCAGGGCCCGGAGCCCACCUGUGGGCUCUUGGCCCUGCGUCCAUCCUGCCCCAUUCUGAUAGCUUGUUUUCAAGAAUGUUAAAAUAGGCAAAAAGCCACAAUAUAGCCCAAAGAUCUCUCUCACCCAGCCGCACCAACUGGGCCAAUCGCUGCCAUUAAUAUUGGGCCACAUGGGCCCAGUGUCUCUCAGUGAGGACAGAGCACAGAUGCUCCCAGCGUGGCUGUGCCCUGGCGUGAGGGGAGGGGCGCCUGCCUGCCUGCGUCAGCCCCAGGGCCUGAGUCAGCCGGACUGCAGGCUCCGGGCAGCAGAAGUGGCCUGCUGGGUGAGGUGGCCACCAAGUGCCCACAGGGAG